This is a messenger RNA of Zonotrichia leucophrys gambelii, 545 nucleotides long. Its product is annotated as gallinacin-12-like. Lineage: Eukaryota; Metazoa; Chordata; Aves; Passeriformes; Passerellidae. The record is from RefSeq and is a predicted model, not a curated record. The transcript has 3 exons. Bases 131 to 412 code for a protein of 93 amino acids.
UUCACAUGAGCUCAGAUUAAAAAUUAAUCACUCCCAGCCUGCAUCCUUCUUCUCCUUGCAGAUCCUCAGAACUCUUUCCUUGCAGGUUACUUCCCUCCUCCCUGUCACUUCCAAGGGAUUUUGCUCCAGGAUGCCAUCCAGCAUGCCAGCAGCACACAGAGGCUUCUGUGAAAUGUCACUCCCAGCCCUGGGAUUUUCCAGCAGAGCCAAAGGAAUGGGGAUCCUCGUGCUUGUUUUCAUAUUCAUCUCCCUGACCCAGCGCGGAGAUGCCCAUGGACCAGACAGCUGUAACCAGGGAGGGGGCCUGUGCCGAGUGGGAAGCUGUGCUUCUGGGGAAUACAUGGCUCAGUUCUGCUUUGAACCCGUCAUUCUCUGCUGCAAAAAUCUGUCACCUGCCACCGCAGAGAGCUGAAGGUUUCCAGAAGAGCCCCUGCAGCACAUGGAGAGCUGCAGGCUCCACUGGCACAGCACGAGCAGCUGCUGGGAAGGAGAUUUUGUGGUUUCUGUGGCUGCGGAUUCACUCAUGGACUCCUGAACACUUUGGU